CGGCGGCUGGCGCGGCUGGCGCCCUGGAGUCCACGAAGACGAUGCUAACAACCGCGCUCUUCCCGAUACUGAGUCUGACGGGCGAGCAGAUGCUGGGCGUGCUCGGCGAAGCCCGUGUAUCGCGGACGCGCGGGCGCUCUGCGAUUCAGCCAUUUCGCAACCGCCAGCGGGCGUGCUGCGCUGACCGAGCGCAAAGCGGCAUUGAGAUCCUGCGGGUGAACGAGAAGAUGGAGGCCUGCAGCAGUGUGUGGCCAUGGACAGACAAGCUCCAACAGAUGGCGGACGGGCUGACCAAGCUACAGGUGCGACAGCAGUUUGUGGACAUGCCGAGGAGGAUGACCCGCGCGCUGAAGUGCGAUGCGGCGUUCGUGGCGUGCCAGGAAUCAGUCAGAAGGUCAGAUCAGAGGCAGGGCAAGAUCUGGCGGAUGCGGCGGUUGGCUUCGGCGAGGCGAACGUGGCAGAGGGCGAUGGGGGUCAGCCAGGUCGAGAUCACCGAGAAGGAGUUGGAGGCGACGAGAGUGGGGGCUAACGCGGCGCAGCGGCUGUCGCGAGCUGCGUCGAUGGCGGCGAUGGCGACGCAGGCAAGGGCGACAGAGGAAGCAUGUGCUAACCAGCCCAGCGCUGAUGACGUACCCUGUGUGAUGAUCGUGACUAUCAUCGGCGUGCUCAUUCUGAUCGCCAUGACGUGUGCGUGCGUUGUGUGGUUUACGUGCUGGCGCAAUUAUCGUGACAAGAAGCAGUUCCUGGAGGAUCUGCAGAGGUCGGAGGACAACUGCGGGAUGGACAACGGCGCGUUGCAGGAGAAGCUGAAGAUGAUCACGGACCUUGAGGAGGACCUCGAAUCUUUGUUCGUGGACUUCGAGGAUCGUGGCAAGACGAUCAUGAGCCAGCGGGCGGAACUGACAG
Molecule: messenger RNA, 906 nt
Organism: Prorocentrum cordatum
Lineage: Eukaryota; Dinophyceae; Prorocentrales; Prorocentraceae
Source: the annotation of a GenBank genome assembly